Messenger RNA from Physcomitrium patens, 619 nucleotides. RefSeq lists its product as uncharacterized. NCBI's taxonomy places the organism in Eukaryota, Viridiplantae, Streptophyta, Bryopsida, Funariales, Funariaceae. The record is from RefSeq and is a predicted model, not a curated record.
CAUCGAGGCCACGAUCGACGCGCUGGGCCGCAACUCCGGCGCUGCUGUUGGAAUUGGAACAAACGGUGCAGGUGGAUAUGCCGGGACCCGCCUCGCGAGGCCGUGUGAUCUCGGGGGCUCUGACGUUGACGUCGCAAUUGGAAACCACACUGGAGGUUUUGCAUCAUGCAGCAUGCUCGGUGGUACGCCAAGGUCGCGCUCUUCAGUGCGUGCGUCGGCGCCGGCAUGGAGAUGUUCAUGAUUCGCACCGGUUUCUCUUUUUCCGACUCUGUGUGUUGCUGGGUUUAGAUGAGAAGGUCGUGGAUUUGGAGGCACAGCGAAGAGCGGAAGAACUUCAGUGUGCCAAGGAGCAAUUGGACGCUUCUCGGACACUCCAGCAGCAGCCGAAUUUGUCAACCCUUGCUGGUAGGGAAGAAACAGUGGGCCCGUCGUAGUUGGUCAAUUCAACUUCGGGGCUUCGUUCCAGGACACAUCGUUUGAGUUCAGACUUACACACACUUAGUGUAAUUGCAAUCGAGAGUAACGCUUGCCAACGUCCGAACGCGGAUUUCAUUGUACAGUUUAAUUGACUUGAAAUGCAGUAAUCGGAAGCGUGCUCACUGACCGUAUUCGGUUUCCA